Messenger RNA from Neopsephotus bourkii (Bourke's parrot), 7674 nucleotides. It is a transcript of the gene NFAT5, whose product is annotated as nuclear factor of activated T cells 5. Gene Ontology annotation, cellular component: transcription regulator complex. Lineage: Eukaryota; Metazoa; Chordata; Aves; Psittaciformes; Psittacidae. The transcript has 14 exons. The coding region runs from base 224 to 4762 and encodes 1512 amino acids. Gene Ontology annotation, molecular function: transcription factor binding; RNA polymerase II cis-regulatory region sequence-specific DNA binding; DNA-binding transcription factor activity, RNA polymerase II-specific. Gene Ontology annotation, biological process: regulation of transcription by RNA polymerase II; calcineurin-NFAT signaling cascade; cytokine production. The record is from RefSeq and is a predicted model, not a curated record.
GUCGGUAGGUGGCGGGUGGUGGUGCCCGGUCCCGACAGCGAGCGGAGCCCCCGGCCUGGCCCGACCCGGCCCCAUUCGCGGCCCCGACGUGAGGAGAGCCGCGCUCUCGCCUGCCGGUGUCUCGUCUCCCUACCCCGGGGCGGCGGAGGCAGCAGCGCCCCCCUCCCGGCCCGGCCCCCUCCUCCCGCCGCCCCCCUCGCCCCUGCCGGGCCGCGGAGCUGCGAUGCCCUCGGACUUCAUCUCUCUGCUCAGCGCCGACCUCGACCUCGAGUCCCCCAAGUCCCUCUACUCCAAGGAAUCUGUCUAUGACCUUCUCCCAAAGGAGCUGCAGUUACCACCUUCCAGAGAAACAUCUGUAGCAUCCAUGAGCCAAACAAGUGGUGGCGAGGCAGGUUCGCCGCCUCCAGCUGUAGUUGCUGCUGAUGCUUCUUCAGCUCCUUCCUCUUCCUCCAUGGGCGGUGCUUGCAGCUCCUUUACCACCUCUUCCAGUCCUACCAUUUACUCUACCUCAGUCACCGACAGCAAGGCUAUGCAAGUGGAGAGCUGCUCCUCAGCCGUGGGGGUAAGUACCAGAGGGGUAAGUGAAAAGCAGUUAACCAGUAACGCAGUCCAGCAGCAGCAGUCAACGCCGAAGAGACACACAGUCCUGUACAUCUCGCCACCACCUGAGGACUUGCUGGACAACAGUUGGAUGUCCUGCCAAGAUGAGGGGUGUGGAUUGGAGUCAGAACAGAGCUGCAGUAUGUGGAUGGAGGAUUCACCCUCCAACUUCAGUAACAUGAGUACAAGUUCCUACAAUGAUAACACUGAGGUGCCACGUAAAUCACGCAAACGCAAUCCAAAGCAGAGGCCAGGGAUCAAACGUCGAGAUUGUGAAGAGUCCAACAUGGAUAUAUUUGAUGCCGACAGCGCCAAAGCGCCUCACUAUGUCCUUUCUCAGCUCAGCACGGACAGCAAAGGCAACUCAAAAGCAGGAAAUGGAGCAUCAGAGAACCAGAAAGGAGCUGGAGGGAAGAAGACCCCAAUGUUGUGUGGUCAGUAUCCGACUAAGAGUGAAGGGAAGGAGCUGAAGAUCGUGGUACAGCCAGAAACCCAACACAGGGCUCGUUACCUGACUGAAGGCAGCCGAGGCUCAGUGAAAGACCGGACACAGCAAGGCUUUCCAACAGUCAAGCUGGAAGGUCACAAUGAGCCGGUGGUGCUGCAGGUAUUUGUGGGUAAUGACUCUGGUCGAGUGAAGCCACAUGGGUUCUACCAGGCCUGCAGAGUUACUGGGAGAAACACUACCCCCUGUAAGGAAGUGGAUAUAGAGGGAACUACUGUUAUUGAGGUUGGACUGGAUCCAAGCAACAAUAUGACACUUGCGGUUGAUUGUGUGGGAAUACUGAAGCUAAGAAAUGCUGAUGUUGAAGCUAGGAUAGGGAUUGCUGGCUCGAAGAAAAAAAGCACACGUGCUAGGCUGGUAUUUCGUGUUAACAUCACUCGCAAAGAUGGUUCAACUUUGACUCUUCAGACACCCUCUUGCCCGAUUUUGUGCACUCAACCAGCAGGAGUUCCAGAGAUCCUAAAGAAAAGUCUGCACAGUUGUUCAGUGAAGGGUGAAGAGGAAGUUUUUCUGAUUGGCAAGAACUUUCUAAAGGGAACAAAAGUGAUUUUCCAAGAGAACAUUUCUGAUGACAAUUCAUGGAAGGCAGAGGCUGAAAUAGACAUGGAAUUAUUUCAUCAGAAUCAUCUUAUUGUGAAGGUGCCCCCAUAUCAUGACCAGCAAAUAACCUCAGCUGUUUCUGUGGGAAUAUAUGUUGUGACCAACGCUGGAAGAUCACGUGAUGUGCAGCCAUUUACAUACACUCCAGAUACAUCUGGUACUCUGAAUGUUGAUGUGAAAAAGGAAAUCUCCAGCCCAGCCCAACAUUGUUCUUUUGAGGAGGCUAUAAAAGCAGUGAAAGCCACUGGUUGCAACCUGGAGAAGGUCAACAUUCUUCCUAGUGCCUUGAUAACUCCGCUUAUGCCAACCAGUAUGAUUAAGAAUGAAGAUGUGGCUCCAAUGGAAGUAAGUGCAGAAAAAAGAUCUCCCCCUGUCUUCAAGGCUUCAAGUGUGGUUGGACCAACUCAACAAACAUUGGAAAACAGUAUGUCUGGCAUAUCAACUUCUGCUUCCCAUUUACCUUCUGAAAAUGAAAACCAGCAACAAAUACAGCCGAAGGUGUAUAGUCCAGAGACACUAACUACUAUCCAAACACAGGACAUUUCCCAGCCUGGUAGCUUUUCAGCAGUCUCAACUCCAGGUCAGCUGCAGAACAGUGAUGCAUUAUUGCAGCAAGCUGCACAGUUCCAAACAAGAGAUGCCCAAGCCAGGGAAGUCUUGCAGUCAGAUGGCACGGUAGUCACUUUGUCACAGUUAGCUGAUCCAUCACAACAACAACAGUCUGCACUCUCAGAACCAGCACAGGCAUUGCAGCAACAGAUUUCAUCAAGUAUUUUCUCAUCAGCAAGUGGUGUGAGUCAGUUACAGAACACUAUCCAGCAACUGCAAGCUGGAAAUUUUCCAACAAACACUGCCACUGGCAGCAACAGAAAUGUUGACUUGGUGCAGCAGGUAUUGGAAGCUCAACAGCAAUUAUCUUCUGUUUUAUUUUCUGGUUCAGACAGCAGUGAGGAUGUUCAAGAUCAGCUAAAUGCCGAUAUCUUUCAGCAAGUUAGCCAGAUACAAAAUAGUGUAAAUCCUGGCAUAUUUUCCUCAUCAGACACAGCUGUCCAUUCCAGACCAGAGAACCUUUUGCCUGGACGAGCUGAAAACGUUCACUCACAGCCUGAAAAUGCAUUGUCCAGUCAACAGCAACAACAACAGCAGCAGCAGCAGCAGGCUAUGGAGACUUCUGCAGCAAUGGUGAUAGGAAUCCAACAAAACAUUUGCCAGGCUGCCACACAGAUGCAGUCUGAUUUGUUCUCCUCCACAACAUCAGGGAAUGGAGCCCUGCAACAGUCACCUGUUUACCAGCAGCCUUCCCACAUAAUGAGUGGGUUAUCAACAAGUGAAGACAUGCAAAUGCAGUGUGAAUUGUUCUCUUCAUCUCCUGGUGUUUCUGGAAGUGAGACUACUCCUGCUGCUCAGCAACAGGUCUCCAACAAUGGACCUGCUAUGUUUCAGACCUCAAAUUCUGCAGAUGGAGAAGAAGCCUCAGGACAGAAUAAACAGAUGCAAAGCACCGUAUUUCAGACCAUGGUUCAAAUGCAGCAUAGUGGAGAAAGUCAAUCUCAAGUUAAUCUCUUUUCAUCUACUAAAAACAUGAUGGCUGUUCAGGCAAGUGGAACUCAACAACAAGGAAGUGGGCUGUUCCAGCAGGGCGGAGAAAUCAUGUCUAUUCAGUCAGGAAGCUUUAUGCAGCAGUCUCCACAUUCACAAGCUCAGCUUUUUCACUCUCAGAAUCCUAUUGGUGAUACUCAGAAUAUAUCACAAGAAACACAAGGCUCUAUUUUCCACAGUCCAAAUUCCAUUGUCCACAACCAGACCAGUGCCAAUUCCUCAGACCAACUGCAGCCUCCAAUGUUCCACUCACAGAACACCAUGGGUGUAUUGCAGAGUUCUUCAGUUCCUCAAGACCAGCAGUCAGCCAACAUGUUCCUUUCCCAGAGUUCAAUGAGCAAUGCUGCAACUCAGGAAGACCAGAUGUCAUUCUUUACAAGCCCAAAUUCCAUUUCUCCUCUUCAGACAGCAACAAACACUGAACAGCAGACUUCUUUCCAGCAGCAGACACAGAUAUCUCAUAUCCAGAGUACUAUGCUUCCCCAGGAACAGGCCCAGACUCAGCCUGCUCAGCAAGGUUUGUUUCAGUCUCAAGUGUCACUAGGCUCCAUGCAGUCCAGCUCAAUUCCUCAGAACCAGCAAGGAGCUAUCUUCCAGCCUCAGCAUUCAAUAGUUGCUAUUCAGAGUAGUCCUCCAUCCCAAGAACAGCAGCAACAACAACAGCAGAAUAUGAUGUUCAGUAAUCAAAAUGCAAUGAGUACAAUUGCUUCUCAAAAGCAGAACAUGAUUUUCAAUCCAAACCAAAACCCGGUUACCAAUCAGGAUCAACAAGGCCAGUCCAUUUUCCAUCCACAGACUAACAUGGCGUCAAUGAACCAGGAGCAGCAGCCCAUGCAAUUCCAGAGUCAGAGUACCGUAUCUUCUCUUCAGACUCCUGGAUCCAGCCAGGCUGAAGCACAGCAGCCAACCAUCUUCCAUAAUUCACCCCAGAUUCAGUUGGUCCAAGGAUCACCAAGUUCUCAAGAGCAACAAGUCACCCUCUUCAUCUCUUCAGCUUCCAUGUCUGCCUUGCAGAAUACUAUGAGCCAGCAAGAGCUGCAGCAGUCUCCUAUGUAUUCGUCUCAAAACAGCAUGGCAGGAAUGCAGGGAACUGCUUCUCCUCCACAGCAACAAGCUUCUUUAUUCCACAAUGCAGCAGGAGGUGCUAUCAAUCAGCUGCAGAAUUCUCCUGCUUCAUCUCAGCAAACAUCAGGAAUAUUCCUGUUUGGCAUUCAAAACAACUGUGGCCAGCUGCUGACUUCUGGACCAGCGACAUUGCCCAAUGAGUUGAUGGCUAUAAGUCAGCCAGGUCAGCCACAGAGCGAGGGACAAGCAGCCGUGCCAACGCUUCUUUCCCAGCAGAUGCCUGAGACAUCUCCACUACCUUCAGCUAUGGCAGCCAACCAGAAUAUUGAGAAAAUAGAUGAUCUGCUCGUGUCAUUGCAAAACCAGGGGAACAAUAUGGCUGGCUCCUUUUAACUGGUAAAUAAGUGAUGUGUUUGGGUUUCUGGGCUCUUUGUUGCCACACAGGCUUUUGUUCAGUAAGUCUUUACUUUGAAAUGUAUCACCAUGCCUUAUGAAAUGUAUCACCAGCUAAAAUACCAGUUAAGAUGAAUUAAGAAUAUAGUACUGGUGGCUAAAAUGAAGGGUUAAUUUAUAACAGUCAGAGGUCAGGACUUAGAUUGAAAUAGAUGGUUGAGAUUGGUUAUCAUUGUUCAGUUGCUGUAUGUUUUGUCAUCUGCUGUUAGGGUGUAAUACUUUAUUAGGUAGGAAGGAGAGCAGAUCACUGACAUCUUGUCAGAUAAAAGUGUUAUGAAAUACAACCAUAGUUAAAAACUUAAGGCUUAUUGAAUAAAUAACAGCUCAAGUCUGUACUAUUCUGAAGUUGCUCCCCGGGUUCCAGUAACAUAUGUGAAAACAAGUUUUGGUAGAACAUAGCAUCUCUUGAGAGUGCACAGCAUGCUGAGUCUUUGUGAAAACGCCAUCAGCUGUUACUAGGAAACAGUCCGCUUUUAGAAGGUGCCUUUUUCAGAGAGGUGAAAGAGGCUUUGACUACAAAUGAGUACCAAGAACCAGGACGUCUCUGGAAUAUAGUAUCGUCCACAGUGUGUAACUUGGCUCUAGUUAACUGUGUGACUGUCCUAAAUUCCCUGUAAGUUUUGCUUAAGCAAUACACUUCAUUUUCUAAUCUGAAUUGUUUUGUAUACGAAGUUACAAACUGUGGAAGGCAAGUAAUGCUACCCUGUGAAAGAGUGCUGCAUUCUGUUAGUUAUAUGUCUGCUGGUGAACAGCACUUCCAAUAUGAAGAAACUAAACUGAAUUAAGGGUAUGGCUUUUGUUAUUUUUUAACUGUUUUGCUUGCUUGUUUUUUCCUGCAGAAAUUCUGUGAAGAAAAAAGUGAUGAUUUUGCAGAUCCUCUCAGACCUUCCAGCUCUGGAUUAGUUUGUGUGGAACUGAUUGCUUUUGUCAAAGAGUAGCCCGCCUUUUUAAAGAGCACACACAUGGCCAAUUGCAGCAUCUAGCACCUAAGGCUAUGACCAUAGUGUUUGGGAUUUGUAGUGCCAAUAAUGCUGAAAAGCUAUGCUUUGUUUUACUAGGGCAUGGGAUUGUACUAUUACCAGAUUCCUAAACCUCAUUAACAGUGGGGUGCUCUUUGAAUUUAAAGCAUAUCUGAUCAGCUAUUAUUGCUGGUAGAAGGUAACACAUGUCACCACGUUUACUAUUGUUUCCUCUUCUUCCUUCUUUACAUCUCCUCUUUUGACUAGGAAAGCUUGUGAAGCAGAAACGUCAAAUGCCUGUGCCAUGAACCACAACUCAUAGCUGUCAGUCAGCGAAGGGGAUCAUGUUUUAGAGUUGUGUGGGAGAGCUAAUAACUGCAAUUUGCUAAUUGCAGUAGGCAGCAAUGACAAAUAUUGAUAACUGUAAUCAGCAAGCGGAGAAAUUGUUCGCUUCUGUAGAUAGCCAGAGGGGGGUGCUUUCCAUCUGCAGAUGCGAUUAACGGUUCUCCAUGCCUCUUAUGUGUAACUUGUACAUGGAGCAAGGGUUUGAUGGCUCUAACAAAAUGAAGGAAUGAAGAACUUUCAGUUUUGCUCUUAAAAUCUUAUCCUCUCAAAUACCUUGCAAAGAGCAUUCUGCCUGGCUGAGGAAAGAACUCUGUUUCUGACGGGGUGGGUUAGAACUCUGUAAAGCUGCAUUAACUAUUCUCAGACCAGUCUUCUCCCUUCUGUUCUUUUCAUGGUUUUCCUUCUCUCUUCCCAAGUUUCAUAUUGUGUUUUAAAAAAAGACGUAAAUAUCCUACUGGUUUUAAAUACCAGAAGUGGCUUUUAGGAAUCCAUUACAUUAAAUUGCUUAGUCAGCGAAAGCUUUGACAAAUAAUCAAGGAUUAAAGAGAGAGGAAUUUCUCCACCACCUUCUAAAUGCAGAAGCCCCCCUUAACCAGGGUUUUUCCAGCUGUUAUUGAUGUGAAUCUUCAGCUUGACUUUACUCCAAGUAGGGGACAAAUUACAUCAUUUUUAAGCAUUCUGGAAAAUUUCACUUCAUCCAGAGCUGUUGCAUCUUUGUAGUAUAUUGAGCUCAAUGCAGUUUUGAAGUGAUUUUUUUUUUUUCCCACCUACCAGCAGUCCCCCAAGUCUAGUUUCUAGAUUGUCAUGUUUCAAUUUAGAAAGAAAGCAUUGACGGAUGUUACAGAAUGUAAGAAAAACCCACUUCAGACCAUGCAGUUUUAUUGUGAGGCGUGUGCAUUUUUUGGGUGCUCCAACUAUCCAAACAGUUUUGUGAAUGUUCACUACAGCCUCAUUCAGAUCUUUGUUUCUUCUUCAGCACGUAGAAAGCUGUUGCUGCCUUUAGAGCCAGACAGCUGUCAUGUAUGGCGAUUAUGCCUUGGUAGAGUGUAGUUGGGAUCAUGUCAUUUUACACUUUUGUUACUUUAAAUAACAAAGACUAGUCUGUAAAUGGUUUUUUAAGUUAGUCUGUUUACUGUGUGUUUUUUCCCUUAACUCGUGUGCUUAGUUGAGCCAUGUAGAGUUUUUGUUUGUUUAAUGGAUUUUCCCGUUUGUCAGUCUCUCCUACCGUUCACUUUCUCUUUCUGUCUCUCUCUUUCUCUCUCUCAUUGAGAGGCAUUGAAUUACGUUUUCAGUAGUAAGGCUUCUUGCCGAUAUGAAGGGAACUUUUCAGAAAGAGACCUGCUCUGGGUCAUUUAAUUUUGAAUACAGUUUUCAAUCGUUCAAGUUUUGGAUGGUUUAUAUCUAAUGUGUGUUUCAUUUUUUUGGAAAGCUAUAUUUUGUAUUUAGGAAAUGGUAUACUAUUUUGCUAUUUGUACUGAGUGAGUACAUUGGCAUAAAUAUAAAAAUUUAUAUAUAUACAUAUAUAUAAAAUAUUCUUUUUGCCACACA